AUGUCAUCCCUGACUCAAGCGGACAUGCUACAGAGUGAAAGUGUGGCAAAGGAGAAACGAAAACCCGUCCGCCGCAAUCCGGAGAAGAGACGACAACAGAAUAUCAAGGCGCAAAAAAGAUAUCGGGAGAAGCUUCGUGAUCGCCUAAGCCAUCUCGAGGCACUCGAAGCCUCGCAACGUGGUUCUGUUGAAGAAACGCUAGCUGUGAACACAGCUACAUCUCAAGCGACUAUAACUGAGGGAUCACAUAUCACUACACAAGACCCAUCAAUUUAUGAUACUUCAGACAUAUACGCUCCCAGUCUAUCCUCGGGGACUCAGGAUUUCCAUUACAUUGUCCCACAGUUCGAGGAUAACUGGUCAGCAUUGAGUACGUGGGACUCCACGGCAAUUAUUUCACAGUCCGACGGCACCUCAACAGUGCCAAGCAUAUGGGGAUCUGCAACACAUACCUCACAAUCAGAGAACAAUACACCACCAUCACUAAGUCCAUGGGACACCACAGCACUCUUUUUACCGUCAUUCGGCACCCAAUCUACAACGGGAAGGUCGGAUCCCAUAGCCACAACCCACGUCGAUCCUUCAGUUGUGGUGUGCGAAAAACACAAUGACGGCUCAGACCCAUACUGGACAACGAACAUAGAUUGUGGCUGCUCUAUUCCACACAUCCAAAUACGAACACAAGGACCGGAUCCAUUUACCCUGAGAGGUCUCCGACUUUUGAGUUUUACACCGACUGCACGUAUAGCAGAUCCAUAUGUCAAUACCCUUCGCCUCGAAACGGUGUGCACAAUCUCAGCAUUGUUCAAUCUGGGGAUGCAUAUCGGUAUUACCGAGGAGAUGAUAUGUGCUGAAGAUUGUCGCUCGCCGUUUUACCGCUCGGGCGCGAAGUCUGAUCAUCCCAUUGAAGCAAAUACCAUUGGCACGGUAAAGGGAAUCUUCAAGGCGCUGAAGCCGGAUCUGAGACCCAGCAGUGAACAGAUUACCGUGGAGCACCAUCCAUAUAUUGAUAUUCUCCCCUUUCCGACUUUGAGGAAAAACCUCAUCAGGCACCAACAUCUGGAAGAAUUUGACGAGGAUCAGUUCUUUCUCGAUCUUCUGGCUGGCUUGGUAUGCUGGGGAGGUGCAGGUGUGGGGAGGAGGGAUCGAGAUCAGUCCACUGGGUUCGCUUCGACAGGUACACCGUGGGAUGUCCGCAGUUGGGAAGCUAAGGUGUGGUUUUUGAAGAAGUAUUGGACUCUGCUAGGUGGAAAAGAUGGAGAGCUUGUCCGGCAAAGUGAGUGGUGGCGUGGUAUUCGAGGGGAGGACACGCCGACUGAAAUUGAAAGCGUAUAG
This is a messenger RNA of Penicillium canescens, 1335 nucleotides long. Its product is annotated as bZIP transcription factor. The record is from RefSeq and is a predicted model, not a curated record. The transcript is spliced from 2 exons. NCBI's taxonomy places the organism in Eukaryota, Fungi, Ascomycota, Eurotiomycetes, Eurotiales, Aspergillaceae. Gene Ontology annotation, biological process: regulation of DNA-templated transcription. Bases 1 to 1335 code for a protein of 444 amino acids. Gene Ontology annotation, molecular function: DNA-binding transcription factor activity.